AUGGUAGAAAAGGUCCCUAACGAUUCUGAUUUGUUGUCAACAGGAAACGUCUCCCGUCACAAAACGACGGAGAAUGGGAUUAAGGGGAGGCCGCCGUACUCAGUGGAAACACCUUAUGGAUUCCAAAUUGAUCUGGACUUCCUCAAGUAUGUAGAUGACAUAGAAAAAGGAAACACCAUCAAGAGAAUUCCCAUUCAGCGUAGAAGCAAAGGGACCCGAGCCAGCACGCUACCCAAGCACCUCAACCCGUCCGCCUGUGCUUACCGCCCAAGCCCAUGGGGGUCCACAGGGGCUCUUGGCCCCUGGUCCCGGCUGUCAGACACCCAUCAACAUGGAAGCACGUCUUGGUCGUACAAUCACAGGCAGCCCCUCUCUCCCACAGGCCUCAAAUCUCUGGCAGAGAUGGAGGCACGAAUCAAGGAGUUCGACGAGCAGCCCCUCGGAGAGCACAUCAGGCCUCACCUCCUUCGCGCUUCCAGUUUGCCGCUCACAGUGUUACUGAGGCAGGAGUCCGAGUCCACAGAUGACCGAAGCAGCCUCCGGAGUUCAAGAGAUCAGCUCGGGGGAGUGAACACCUCGUACGAAGACGUCUUCCGUUCUCUGGACAGCCCUCGGCCACAGGACUGCUCGGGACUGAUGAGACGCCUGACCGAGGCCCUGGAACGUGUGGGGGAGCUGGAGAUGGAGGUGAGGGUCAUUCCCGAGCUCAGGGCACAGGUCUGCAUCCUCGAGGAGGAGAGGGAGAGGCUCUGCCUGGGCCUGGUCCCACACACCUCAGCCUCCGCCAUGAAUGGAACCACAGAGCCCUCAGCCUCCUCUCCAUACGGCAAAGCAGACGUCAGAAGGCCUCAAAGUGAGAGCCGCCACGGGUUUCCUCGAAAUCCUGCCCUCACCCGGGCCGAUUCAAAUCCCGGGCACGAGUGGAAGAGCAGCACCGACCUGGACGAGCUGCUGACCGUAACGUCCCUUCAGGCCAAAGUGGCGGCCCUGGAGCAGAAGCUCCACGAGACCGGCCUGGACCUCCAGAGGGUGGUGGGGCUGCUGAGGGAGCAGCAGGAGGAGAGCAGGAGGAAAGACGAGAAGAUAGAGCACCUCGUCAAGAACCCGGGGGUGUGGGUCCGCGCGGAGAGGGUGCUGGUGGAACAGGACGGGGACCAGACCGUGGUGCGAUCCAUCGAGCCAGAUCGCAACAAAGCCUCCUCCUUCGUUUGCUCAAGGACCGUCACCACCAAUCCCCAAAGCCACCGACAACAAGGCCCAACAUCCGAAAGGGGUCCACUUACGGAAGCCGGCGGAGCUUUAGGAGACACGGCAAUGGUCGUUCACCACAUUAAGAAGAUCAAGAGUCUCCUGGAUCAGCAAUGGGAAUGUGUGUGCGGGGAGACUCAGUCAGGUAAAGAAGGGAGACCUUUGAAUCACCCAGAUCCCAAAGUGGGCUCCUUACAGCGGGAGAUGAUGGAACUGGUCGACUUUCUCAUGUCCUACUACGAACAGAACGCACACAGUGAAGGCUCUAAAUCCACCCUGAAGACGGAUGGAUGUCCCCCGAGGCCCAAAAACCUGCACUCUGAGGCUGCUAAUGAUGGAUCCAAAACGCCCACAGGUGGAAAUUGCGUGAACCAUCGAAGGGAGGACAGCACCGCUUCUGGGUGGAGGGACGCUGCCCAGGUGGCAGCAGAACCUGUGAGGGGAGGGCUGGAGGGAGAGAGGAGCACGGGAACAGACACACACACGACGCCGUCGGGAAUGCGACCGGGGCGAACAGAUGGAGGUUUGGAGCCUCUUGAGGCUGAGGCUCCGGGGAGAAAAGUCCAAACGAAACCCCCCCGAGAACAGAUGGAGGGAAAUUCUGGCUCAGAAACCAGCGGCAGGGACACGGUGAGUGCGGAUUUUCUGUCCGCCUGCCAUUUCCUCAAAGAUCACAUGGACAACAUGCACAACCCCAGUGAGGACAUGAAAAAGGCCCUGGUCGUGUUGUUCCAGCACUGGUUCGGCGCCGCCGCGGAGGAGGGGUCCGAGGCCCGAGGCGUGGCCUCGCACCUGAAGGAGGUCAAGGCGGCGACGCCCUCGCUGCUGGCCUUCGUGGUCAACCUGGCGGACGACAACGGCAACACGGUGCUGCACUACAGCGUCUCCCACUGCAACUACGCCAUCGUGGGCCUGCUGCUGCAGACAGGGGUCAGCGACGUCAACGUCCAGAACAAUGCCGGCUACACGGCGGUGAUGCUGGCCUCACUGACGGCCCCAGAAGGACCGGGAGAGAUGGAAGUGACGGGUCAAACGGCUCUGCACCUGGCGGUGAGACAUGGUCGGGUGGUUAUGGUCCGUCUGUUGCUGAGCUGCGGGGCAGACGCCAACGUCCAGGACAGCCAGGGGACCACGGCCCUCAUGUUUGCCUCCGAGCGGGGCCACACGCACAUCGCGAGGCUGCUGCUGGAGAGAAGCCAGUGCGACCUGACGCUUGCCGACAAGCGGGGUCAGACUGCGCUCUCCAUAGCCACCAAAGGUUCCCACACCGACACGGCCGCCCUGCUGCAGGCCCACGCCAAAGCUCGGGCUCUCUGA
Molecule: messenger RNA, 2565 nt
Organism: Menidia menidia (Atlantic silverside)
Lineage: Eukaryota; Metazoa; Chordata; Actinopteri; Atheriniformes; Atherinopsidae
Source: the annotation of a GenBank genome assembly